Caenorhabditis elegans is the source of this 575-nucleotide messenger RNA. It is a transcript of the gene nssp-41, whose product is annotated as MS Related Protein. Bases 26 to 373 code for a protein of 115 amino acids. Lineage: Eukaryota; Metazoa; Nematoda; Chromadorea; Rhabditida; Rhabditidae. The record is from RefSeq and is marked reviewed. The transcript is spliced from 3 exons.
CCUUCAAUUUCUCUCCAAUAUCAAGAUGAAAUUUGGCACAUCAUUCCUUCUCGUUGCCACCAUCUCAAUGAUCUUCGCAGUAGUAAAAGCUGAGGAUGCUGCUCCUGCUGUCGUAGAAGCAUCACCAGCUCCAGUUGAACCUGCUGUGACUGGUGCAGUUGCUGGAGGAGAUGGAAAUAAAGAAGCUGGAGAAGAAAUUACCGGAAAAUCUGCUGGAGGAUCUGCUGUCGAUGUAUCUACUGUUGUCCCAGUCCAUUCAUCAGAUAUUCCUGCUUCAUCUCCAACUAUCGAAACAACUACAAAAAGCUCAACAACUUUCUCAGCUCAACUUCUCGCCGUCGCCGUCCUUGUCCUACAUGCUGUUAGAUAUUGAAUGAUAACUUAAUUUAUAUUUAAUUAUUUUAUCGUUCCCUCUCUCUCUCCCACCCCUCUGUUAUCAUAAAAAAUCAUAAGUUCGUCACAUCCAUACUUUUCUCUAAAUUUAACUCAAACUAUAUGCAUAUACAUCAUGUUCUACUACUUUCCGUAUCUAACCUAUUUUUUCAGUUUAUUUUUAAUAAUAAAUUCGAGAAUAG